Molecule: messenger RNA, 1660 nt
Organism: Durio zibethinus
Lineage: Eukaryota; Viridiplantae; Streptophyta; Magnoliopsida; Malvales; Malvaceae
Product: RNA-binding KH domain-containing protein PEPPER
Molecular function (GO): RNA binding
Source: RefSeq, a predicted model, not a curated record
GCAAGUAUAUCCCCCCCCCCCCCUUCCCAAUCCAUGGUAAUCGAAGACGCCACAGAGAACGGUUCGGCAAAGAACCAAGCAGCAACCAGCACGGCCACAGCAGCCAUCAUUUAUCCUGCAGUAGAGAAAUGGCCCGGAUGGCCAGGACACUGCGUAUUUCGGCUGAUUGUACCAGUUUUGAAAGUGGGCAGCAUAAUUGGCCGGAAAGGCGAACUCAUCAAGAGGAUCUGCGAGGAAACCCGCGCCCGCAUCCGCGUCCUUGAUGGUGCUGUUGGUACUUCUGAUCGCAUUGUUCUAAUAUCUGGAAAGGAAGAACCAGAGGCACCUCUUUCACCUGCAAUGGAUGCUGCUAUAAGAGUUUUCAAACGUGUCUCUGGAUUGCCUGAAAAUGAUGGGGAUGCUAAAGCAGCUGGAGUUGCAUUUUGUUCAAUCCGAUUGUUGGUAGCAUCUACACAAGCAUUCAAUUUAAUUGGAAAGCAAGGCUCCUUAAUUAAGUCAUUACAAGACAGCACAGGUGCAUCUGUGAGGGUGUUGUCAGGAGCAGAUGAAGUUCCAUCUUAUGUGGCAGCAGAUGAGAGGAUUGUGGAGUUGCAGGGGGAAGCCCUAAAGGUUCUUAAAGCUCUAGAAGCUGUGGUGGGGCACCUGAGGAAAUUUUUGGUUGAUCACAGUGUUCUUCCUCUUUUUGAAAAGACUCACAAUGCAACUGUCACUCAAGAUCUUCAAGCAGAGACAUGGGCUGAAAAGUCAUCUCUGCUUACUGCUUCUCAAAGUGAAAUUGGAAUUGAUCUUCCUGUUACAGCAAGGAGGGAUUCUUUGUUCCUUGAACAUGAAACACAGUUGGAGUCACGAAUCCCAUCUUCUGGAAUUUCAUCUUUAUAUGGGCAGGAUCCUGCACGUUCGACAAUACAUUCUAAUUCAGGACUUGUUCGAUCUAUCGUUCCUAUUGUCACACAGAUUGCUCAAACAAUGCAAAUACCAUUUUCUUAUGCUGAGGAUAUCAUUGGGAUCAGAGGAGCUAAUAUUGCACACAUUCGUCGCUCUAGUGGAGCCAUUAUAACUAUGCAAGAGAGUAGGGGCCUAUCUGAUGAAAUAACCGUGGAAAUUAAAGGCACCUCAUCACAGGUUCAGUUGGCUCAACAACUGAUUGAGGAAUUUAUGAACAAUCACAAAGAUCCAGUUACAAGCAGCAGCUAUAGAGACGUGAGUUAUAGGUCCUCGUUUGCUCAGUUGGGCAGCACAUCUUCACUUUCAGCACAACCCUACGGUGGAUAUGGAGGAUCUUCUAGUGUAAGUGGCUACUCUACUUUUAGGCUUUAAGAGAAUUAUCAUUUACCUUAUUUAACUUUGGAGUCUCUUUUUGUCUGGUGGUUCUUGGUUGGGGGUUGAGAAGGGGGAAGGGAGAGGAGUGCGGAGUCAGGUUAAGUUUUAGAAAUGUAAUAUAUGUAAAGUUUCCACUUAACAUUCAUGCUUUCUUCAUUUGAGUUAAUAGGAUAAAAGGAAAAAGAUGUAGUGAAUUACAUCAAAGUAAGUUUGACAGUCCAACUUAAAACCUUUAAACAUUCAACCUUUUUCCUUUAUUUGUAUUAAUGUUGUUAUACUGGAAUUAUCUGAUAAUAAUAAUAAUAAUGCCAUAAUUUGAGCACUUUUUUUUUUUUAAUUU